Messenger RNA from Gallus gallus (chicken), 944 nucleotides. RefSeq lists its product as uncharacterized. The record is from RefSeq and is a predicted model, not a curated record. The transcript is spliced from 3 exons. NCBI's taxonomy places the organism in Eukaryota, Metazoa, Chordata, Aves, Galliformes, Phasianidae. The coding region runs from base 1 to 909 and encodes 302 amino acids.
AUGGUGUUUCUGGGAUACCACAGCAACCUUGACGAGGACUCAACCAUCUCUCCAACGGGGGCACAAAGUCUCAGCUACUCUCGAUCGUGUCUUUUCCUUCCCCCCACCCCCCGCUACCCCAACUCCCUGCGCAGCCCAAACCCACCACAGCCCUGCUCCUUACAGCAUCCACCAGGAGCCACGGGAGAGCAUCUUAAAGCUCAGACGCUCUCUAGAAUAAAACUCCAAACAAUAUUUGCAAUUGAGAUUCUCCCCCCACCCCCCUGCUCCCCCAAGAGGAUCAAUUCUGCCUUGGAAAACGCCUCAAGAAAUAGCGGUGGCGAGGUUCCGACAGCCUCCGGAGGAGCCUCCGGGAGCCGAACCAACGGGGCUCGGCCAUCCUCCGCGGCUCGGGAAAACAAUCACUGCCUCGUUAUUAGGAAUUCACGCGGCGGGCGCAAGCCCGCUCCCCGAAGACAGCGGUCUCAGCUCAGGGGUGCCUUUGCCGCCGCGGGCGAGGCGGAGCGGCACGGCUCCGUGCGGGAGAGAGAAGAGACAGCUCCGCGGGGCCGAGCCGAGCCGGACCGAGCCGGGCCGGGCCGGGAGGGGGCUGGGGCGGUGCGGCCGCGGCUCUGCCAGGAAGAGCGAUGGCGCCACCUAGCGGCCUCGCUGUGGGGCCGCGCCUCUCCGAGGGGGCUGGGGCGCAGUGCGGGGGGAGCCCGGGAAGGGGCGGGGGGCUGCGGGAGCCGCGCUGCCGGCUUCUCUCGGUUGCCGGUCUCAAUGAGCGCGGGAUGUGCGCGGGGCUGCGGUGCUCUGCGUUGUGGGGAGCAUACAGAGGGGACGGGGGAUGUGGGCGGGCGGAGUGUGCGGAGCCAAUCAGUCUCACCUCCAUCUGGCCAGUCAGCCUCACCUCUGUCCCUGGAAAGGUGAGAGAACAACUUGUUCUGGAUAUACUUUCCAAGCAA